AGUCCCAGCCCAUGUAUUCUCCUGGGCUGUGUUUCUCCCAUGGCUCCUGCAGUUUUUCCAGCCUCUCUUCCUCUCCGUGUGUGCCUGCUGUUGGCCUUUGGCUUGGCCCAGGCAGGCAGGCUGCUGGUGGUGCCCAUGGAUGGGAGCCACUGGUUCUCCAUGAAGAUGAUUGUGGAGAAAUUGAGCCACAGAGGGCAUGAGGUUGUGGUAGUCAUCCCAGAGGUGAGUUGGCACCUGGGAAAGUCACAGAAUUUUACAGUGAAAACCUACUCUGUUUCUUACACUCUGGAAGAUUUAAGCCACCACUUCAAUUUUUUUGCUCACAAGCAAUGGGAAAAUCGAGAAGUAGGAAUGUUCUCACUACUGAAGCAUUCAGGCAAAGGUUUCUUCCAAGUACUGUUUUCACACUGUAGGAGUUUGUUUAACGACAAGAAGUUAGUGGAGUACUUGAAGCAGAGAUCUUUUGAUGCUGUGUUUCUGGAUCCUUUCGAUGUGUGUGGCUUAACUAUAGCUAAGUACUUUUCUCUCCCGUCCGUGGUCUUCAGCGGUGGGAUAUUUUGUCACUAUCUUGAUGAGGGUGCCCAGUGCCCAAGUCCUCCUUCUUAUGUCCCCAGAAUUCUCUCAAAAUUCGCAGACACCAUGACUUUUAAGGAGAGAGUGUGGAACUAUUUCUCCUACAUGAAGGAACGUGCAUUUUGCCCCUAUUUUUUCAAAACUGCUAUAGAAAUUGCCUCUGAAGUUCUGCAGACCCCAGUGACUAUGACAGACCUCUUCAGCUCAGUGUCCAUUUGGAUGUUUCGCACUGACUUUGUGUUGGAGUUCCCCAGACCUGUGAUGCCCAACAUGGUCUACAUUGGCGGGAUCAACUGCCACCCGGGAAAGCCACUUUCCAAGGAAUUUGAAGCCUAUGUCAACGCCUCUGGGGAGCAUGGCAUCGUUGUUUUCUCUUUGGGAUCCAUGGUCUCAGAGAUUCCGGAGAAGAAAGCCAUGGAAAUUGCUGAGGCUUUGGGCAGAAUUCCUCAGACGGUCCUGUGGCGCUACACCGGAACUAGACCAUCGAAUCUUGCAAAGAACACAAUUCUUGUCAAAUGGCUACCCCAAAAUGAUCUGCUUGGUCAUCCAAAGACUCGGGCAUUCAUCACACACUCUGGCUCCCAUGGUAUUUAUGAAGGAAUAUGCAAUGGAGUUCCGAUGGUGAUGAUGCCCCUAUUUGGCGAUCAGAUGGACAAUGCCAAGCGCAUGGAAACUCGGGGAGCUGGGGUGACCCUGAAUGUCCUUGAAAUGACUGCUGAUGAUUUGGAAAAUGCCCUUAAAACUGUCAUCAACAACAAGAGCUACAAGGAGAACAUCAUGCGCCUCUCCAGCCUUCACAAGGACCGUCCUAUAGAGCCUCUGGACCUGGCUGUGUUCUGGGUGGAAUACGUGAUGAGGCACAAGGGGGCACCACACCUGCGCCCGGCCGCCCAUGACCUCACCUGGUAUCAGUACCACUCCUUGGAUGUGAUUGGCUUCCUCCUGGCCAUUGUGUUGACAGUGGUCUUCAUUGUCUUUAAAUGUUGUGCCUAUGGCUGCCGGAAAUGCUUUGGGGGAAAGGGGCGAGUGAAGAAAUCACACAAAUCCAAGACCCAUUGAGAAGUGGGGGGAAGUGAAGGAGAAGUAUUAGUUCAUUAUCUGAUCAGUUGAAACUUGGAAACAAGUGUUAAAUCCAUAUUGUUUUUGUUAGGGAAAUAAUUCACCAUACAUUAUACAUUCAGCACAUUUAAAAAUAAUAAUAAUAACAAUCUAAUUGCUGGCCACACCCAUCAGGGAAGGUUCUAGUAUAUGUGAUGUGCUUUUCCAGUAUCUUCAGUCUAGACAACUCUUGCCAUCUGUUGGUAAUUUACAGAAAGUCUGGCACUCUGCUUUCAGUGACAGCCCCACAGUUUCCCCUGCUCCCGCCAGCUGACGGCUUUCUCCCCUGGAUUCUCAGACUGCCGUGGCCUUCUCCAGUGUUAGUCAUUCUUCAUUGUGUUCAUGCAUUAUGGGUGGCAAGACCUUUGGAGCUUUGGGAGAAGAGAUGAGGCUGUGACACUGAUGGCCCUGUGUUUGAGAUAAUAAUUGUUGCUUGUGCCGGAAUUUGAUGAAAACCAAAGUAUGUUCUAAGGCAAGUACAUCUUCUAUUGUGUUCCCAAACCAAGAACUUAUCAAUAAAUUCAUAUAAAUUGUA
Messenger RNA from Mus musculus (house mouse), 2206 nucleotides. RefSeq names its product UDP glucuronosyltransferase 1 family, polypeptide A8 (gene Ugt1a8). NCBI's taxonomy places the organism in Eukaryota, Metazoa, Chordata, Mammalia, Rodentia, Muridae. The transcript has 5 exons. Bases 40 to 1632 code for a protein of 530 amino acids. Gene Ontology annotation, cellular component: membrane; endoplasmic reticulum membrane. Gene Ontology annotation, molecular function: glucuronosyltransferase activity; UDP-glycosyltransferase activity. The record is from RefSeq and is marked validated.